CUUCCCUAAUCGCUCGUUAGGGUUUACAAUUUGUAAUCAGAAUUCUGCUAAACUCUCCGAGCAUCCUUGCUCACGAAUCAUAAGGGUGUGUAUGGUACACAGACAAGACUAAACUACAGGGGAGAGUGAGGUGGACAGGUGAAAGAAUUGUGGAAGGUUUCAGGGUUUUACUUUGACAUUGGUAGGAUGAUGGGUUGAUUUUGUUGGUUUCAAUAUUAGUGGUUAUAUUUAUGGAGAACUCCGAAGCAUCCAUUUCAUCUACAGCAACUCGCACAUGGCACGACUUUUUGGAGCGUAUGCGACAACCUUCCGCUACAGAAUUUGUAAAAUCCAUUAAAAGUUUUAUCGUGUCGUUCUCAAACAAUGCUCCUGAUCCGGAAAGAGACAGUGCGUCCAUACAGGAGUUUCUCGGCAAUAUGGAAGCCGCUUUCCGGGCCCAUCCAUUAUGGGCAGGCCGCACUGAAGAAGAGUUGGAUAAUGCCGGUGAAGGCCUGGAAAAGUACAUAAUGACAAAGUUAUUCAAUCGUGUGUUCGCUUCACACCCAGAUGACAUCAAAAUCGACAACGAACUUCAUCAGAAAUCAGCUUUAAUCCAGCAAUUUAUCCGGCCCGAGCACUUAGAGAUUCGACAAAUUUACGAAAAUGAAACAUCAUGGUUACUCGCCCAGAAAGAACUUCAAAAAAUCAACGUCUACAAAUCACCACGAGAUAAACUGGCGUGCAUUCUCAAUUGUUGCAAGAUCAUCAGUAACUUACUGCUUAACGCUGCGAUUAAUGCCAAUCAAAAUCCACCUGGGGCCGAUGAUUUUCUUCCGGUUCUGAUCUACAUUACCAUCAAAGCAAAUCCGCCUCAAUUGCACUCAAACUUGUCUUAUAUUCAACGGUACAGGUGCAAAUCUCGAUUAGUUGGAGAAUCAGCCUAUAUUUUCACCAAUAUGCUAUCUGCCGAAUCCUUCAUCUUGAGCAUAAACGCUGAAUCGUUGUCGAUGAAUGAAACCGAGUUCACGAAGAAUAUGGAAUCUGCUCAACUCAUUUCGGGCCUUUCCAGCGAGACUCAAAGUGAAACGGUAUCAAAUUCGAAGUUGAAAGAAGUUCCAUCAGUUUCAGAUUUGGAGAAUAAAGGGGCAGCGGUGAUUGUGGCAGAGGAAAACGUAAGCGAAAAGUUCGACAACUUUCCGUACUUGUACUCGAAAGCUGAAGAUUUGACAAUAGGUAAUGUAGAAGAGUUGUUAAAUGGUUAUAAGCAACUUGUGUUCAAGUAUGUUUGUCUUGCUAAAGGGUUGGGUGUUCCGGUGUGGUGGCACCAAGCUCAGGGAACCCGAACUGGCGGUGAAGCUGCAGGGGAUCUUGGUAAAAUAGAUGGUGAUGAGGAAGGGUUGGGUGUUCCGGCACGGCUGUCGGCGGAAAUUGGUGGCGGAAGUGGGGUGGCAUUGGAAGGUAAGGAGAGCAUGGAGCUUAAUGGUGAUGAUGUUGGUGGUGGGAAAGAGUUGGGUGGUCCGGAGCCGCCACUCGAAUCAUCGGAAGCCGGAAUUGCGGUGCAUUCACCGGAGGCUAAGGGGGAUGUGGUGGUGGAUGAUGAGCAGAAGGUGGAGGACGUUAGAGUAGAAGGUGGUCGGAAUGAUGAAUCGACGGUGGCCGGAAAGUAUAUGGAGAGAUGAAUUCUAUAGAUUCCAUUUUUGUUUUGUGGGUUGGAUCUGCAUUUAUAUUUGUUUAUUUAUUGUAUCUUUUGCUCAUAUUCUGUUUUUUUAGUACCAUCUUUUGGAGAGAAUAAGGAAAAUUUUGUUA
Cynara cardunculus var. scolymus (artichoke) is the source of this 1785-nucleotide messenger RNA. RefSeq names its product vacuolar protein sorting-associated protein 9A-like. The coding region runs from base 231 to 1658 and encodes 475 amino acids. The transcript has 3 exons. Gene Ontology annotation, cellular component: cytosol; endocytic vesicle. Gene Ontology annotation, biological process: vesicle-mediated transport. The record is from RefSeq and is a predicted model, not a curated record. NCBI's taxonomy places the organism in Eukaryota, Viridiplantae, Streptophyta, Magnoliopsida, Asterales, Asteraceae. Gene Ontology annotation, molecular function: guanyl-nucleotide exchange factor activity; small GTPase binding.